AUGGUCGCCAAGUUCUAUGACCCUCUCUACCACGACCAUGACGAUGGCAACCCUUUUCGGGCAGCUGACUAUGAUUACUCGCACGAGUGUGCCUCUUAUAAGCGCUUGUCCGAGCUAGGGGGUUCUGUUCUUCCCCGAUUCAUCGGCUCUUACACAUUCAAAACAAAGAUCGGUGGUUCUCCUCGCCAAAUUCGUUUGAUUUUGAUUGAACGAGUCAAUGGUCUGCCCAUGAGUCGCCUAGAGCCCAAUAUAUUCUCAACAGAGAAGCAUUGGAUCGACUGGCCGUGGCAGAAAUGGCUUGAGGUUCAAUACAAGGAGACUGAAUCUGCGAUCACAGAUGAGCAACGGCAGAGGUGGCCAGUGUAUGACUGGAUGCUGGAGAUUACAUCAUUCUCAUGA
Messenger RNA from Aspergillus costaricaensis CBS 115574, 399 nucleotides. RefSeq lists its product as uncharacterized. Lineage: Eukaryota; Fungi; Ascomycota; Eurotiomycetes; Eurotiales; Aspergillaceae. The transcript is spliced from 2 exons. The record is from RefSeq and is a predicted model, not a curated record. The coding region runs from base 1 to 399 and encodes 132 amino acids.